AUGUACGAAGCGAGGAAGGAGAAGCAGACUGGAUCAUCAAAGGUUCCACAUAUUACCAAUGAUUCAGCAUAUCUCAAACCAUGCAAUGUUAUGUUCAUAAUUCAGCUGAGGUAUUUUCCGAAUGCAGCUUCUCAGAUUUCUCGUGUUGAGGAUGGUUUUUUAGAGAAUGGAGAUGCGAGAGAGCAAAGAGAACAGGCUCUUUUGUUGCAUAGUGAAAGGCUUGCAGUCGCUUUUGGUCUUGUUUGUACUAAACCGGGUGUGCCUUUGCGUGUAUUUAAGAACCUUCGGAUAUGUUCUGACUGUCAUUUGGCUAUGGAGUUGGUUUCUGAUAUCUAUAAGCGAGAAAUUAUAAUUAGGGAUCGUAAUCGCUUUCAAUGUUUUAAGCAUGGACGAUGUUCCUGUGAUGAUUAUUGGUGA
This is a messenger RNA of Asparagus officinalis (garden asparagus), 417 nucleotides long. Its product is annotated as pentatricopeptide repeat-containing protein At5g15340, mitochondrial-like. The record is from RefSeq and is a predicted model, not a curated record. Gene Ontology annotation, molecular function: zinc ion binding. The transcript has a single exon. Bases 1 to 417 code for a protein of 138 amino acids. Lineage: Eukaryota; Viridiplantae; Streptophyta; Magnoliopsida; Asparagales; Asparagaceae.